AUUACAGAAACUAUACUCUUAUAUCUGUGUCUCUGAAGCCUUCCUUCACAUUCUUCUGUUGUCCUCUCUCUCUUUCAGUCUUCUCUCCUGCACACCAUUCUUUUCAAGUAAUUUUGAGUGGAGAAUUAGCAUGAAUGGCUAGAGAAGACAACUUGUGUUGUUACUUCCACCCAAAAGAGGUGGUUGUGGGUGUAUGUGCACUAUGUUUGACUGAGAGGCUGCUGGUUUUGGCUGCAAAGCAAGGUCACACCACUACUUCUUCAACAAGAGGAACUAAUAAAGCUAGAAAUGUGAACAACAACAACAGGCAAUCCACCAUCCACCUUCCAAAGAUCUUUGCUUUUGGUUCUUUCCUUAAUCGAUUCGAGUUCCGGCAUUGGAAAUCUGAUGUUUCUGAUCAUGAUGCCUCCACCAGUCCAGAAGACUCCUUUAUAUCAAUAAAGUUUGAAGACAAUGGGAAUCCAUCAUGGGAGAAGGGCACAGUUUCAAAGGUCUCACUUGAUCACUGCAGCAUCUCAUGGAACCACCACAGUUUGACCAAGGAAACUAGUAAUAAUAAUACUAAGAACACCAAGACAUCUGCUGCUGCUGCUGCUAAUGCAGUGAUAGAGCAUGCCAAACCUCUUAGGUGGCGAAAGCGGAUUGGUCGAUUGUUCCAGCUCAUCAGAUGGAAGAGUAGAUCCAACGGUGCGAAUGCGUGCCACGCGGGCAGUAAGGUUGAAGGGGUCAAGAUGAGGAAGAACUGGAUAAGAACUCUGACAAAGAGAAAGACAUAAGAAAAAAUAAAAGAGAGGGAGAUAUUUGUUUGUAACUUUGUAUAGAAGAAAGUGACACCCAACCCCCAAGCUUUUCCAGUUUUCCUCCACCACCCCAUAAAGUGUUUAUUAUUAUUAUUAUUAUUCUUAUUCUUAUUAUUGAUAUAUAUGUUAAGACUUGAGAGUCAAAAUUGCUUUUUCUCUGUAUUGCUUUUUUUUUUCCGUUGAUUUUUCUGCAUUAUUAUUCCUUAUAAAACAGUACAGGUUGUAAAGAUUGA
This is a messenger RNA of Tripterygium wilfordii, 1033 nucleotides long. RefSeq lists its product as uncharacterized. Bases 135 to 776 code for a protein of 213 amino acids. NCBI's taxonomy places the organism in Eukaryota, Viridiplantae, Streptophyta, Magnoliopsida, Celastrales, Celastraceae. The transcript is spliced from 2 exons. The record is from RefSeq and is a predicted model, not a curated record.